AAAGAUGUCAAAUGAGACCAAACGUUUAAUUUUUUCCUGUAAAGAUUUACCUAAAUUUGCGUUUUUUAUUUUUUUGAAACUUUACAUAUCUUCUAAUUUUGUGAUCCACGGCCUCCAUGUUUUAGGUUUCAUGGUUAAGGUAUAUUUUCCAGCAACUACUAGGCACCCGCAACUCUUCAACAGUCGGAUAGUGGAAAAAGAGUCUAAAUAACUUACUACCUUACAUUCUACAUACUCACUCAUUUUUUAUCAAUUAUAUUUAAGGGUUAACCGAUUCCUGUUUUCUCUUUUACGUCAAGCAAAUGACUUACAGGGUAGGACCAAUACACAACAUACAUAUAUUUAUAAUGUGACUACAGCCGAUUAUUAGCUGUGUUAAGCCGAAGCAGGAUUGCAAGAGGAGUUCUUUUGCAAACAAUCGCAAAUUGAGUGGUCCACAUAAGAUGGGGCGGUAAGGGGGUGAGUGCGCGGCGGGGUGGCGGUGUCCUCGGCGCAUGCUCUAUUGUGCUGGAGACCUGACUUGCGCGACCCCACGUUAACUCAGUACACAGCUGAGAGGCCCAAGGUGAUAUAUUGUGCUUCUUGGAUCGUAACGUUCCGUGUUAUAAAAUACUCCACUUUCUAAAAAAAUGAAGCCGAAACUAUCAAACACAUAUCUCCAAAUCGAAACGCGUCUUAAACACACAAAGUUGUGACGCACAAUUACCAACACCCGACUUGAAUUAUUUUUAAUAUUUUAAUCAUUUAUAAAUGUUAGGAAAAAUACUUUUACUAUCUUCUUUAUAACCUUUAUCUUAAGUCUGUAUUUAAUACCUAUUUUUCUAAGGAACUAUGACUGUUUGAACUUGGAGAAAGGGAUUGUUAGUGAGAAGUUUUAUCCAUUUUUAUAGAAAGAAGCAAAGCUCAUUGUUGGUUGUUUCGUUGCGUAAACAUAAAUAGAAAAUCUACAUUGCAUAGGUGCUAUAUAAGGGAUUGAAAAUAAUAAAAAAUACAAAAGAAUAAAGAAAUAGUAUGGAACCGUACGAUCCAGAUUUGUUUUGGUUGGUGAUAUGUGGAUUCGUGAUAGCGUUUAUAUUGGCUUUCGGCAUUGGCGCCAAUGAUGUGGCCAACUCGUUUGGCACCAGUGUUGGCUCCAAGGUACUCACACUAACACAAGCGUGUAUACUCGCCACUAUCUUCGAGAUCGCAGGCGCUGUUUUGAUUGGUUAUAAGGUAUCAGAUACGAUGCGCAAGGGUAUUUUGGACGUGUCGUUGUACACGGACGGCGGCGAGCGGCUUCUGGCAGCGGGCUGCCUUGCAGCGCUGCUGGCGAGUGCCGCCUGGCUACUGCUGGCGACAGCGCUGCGUCUCCCCGUCUCCGGCACCCACUCCGUAGUCGGCGCCACUGUCGGAUUCACGCUCACCGCUAAAGGACCCGUCGGCAUACGGUGGUCCACCCUCGGAGCAAUCGUGUUGUCGUGGUUCAUCUCCCCGGCGCUAAGCGGCGCAGUUUCGGCCAUGAUGUUCUGGCUGGUGCGGCGGUUCAUUUUGCGCGCACCCGAGCCGCUCGUAGCCGGUUUACGCGCGCUGCCGUUCUUCUACGGCGCCACUGUAGCCGUCAAUGUUGUCAGUGUUGUGCACGAUGGUCCCAAAUUACUUGCGAUGGACAAGAUACCGACGUGGAUAGCGUUGUCGGGGUCUAUGGUGUUGGGGGUGCUGGUGGCCGCGCUCGUGAGGAUCUUCCUUGUGCCCUACUAUCGACGCUGUCUCUCCGCGCCACCUGUUAACUUUACAUUAGGAUUAUCCAACGAAACAACACCAGCGAACACACCGACACAUUUCGACAAAAGUGGAGUAGCGCAGCGUCCUACAUCUUUGCUGUCAGACGAUGGAAAACUCCUAGAGGCGAUCGAGGAGAGCGCUGAGAUGGUAACACUUAGCGACGCCGACAAAGGUUCGAUGGACGUGAGAGAGAUGAAUGCGAGAAACCGAGCUUUGCUGGCCACCAUGGACGACUGUAGCAUUCUGUCGAGAAGUUUGAGCCCUCCAAACCAAUCGAGACUUCAAUUAGUAGACGCAGACCCUCAAAUCAACACCUUAAAGUACAUCGACGAGACCUUGAGCUGCUGCAAGAGCUUGGACUCGUCGCAGCUCGCGGGAAUGGGUGAGAGCUACGGCUCCGGCUCCAGGAAUGGCUUUCUCGGCGACUCCUGUGACACUAUAGCCCGGGGAGAGGGCACCAGAGCGAAUGGUUCGCCACCGCCGCCGCCACCUCGACUCGACAAGGGUCCGGAGGGCAGCGCGUGGAGCAUCGAGCGGGACGGACGCGAGUUGCGGGAGGGGCGGACGGCGCUACCGGCCCUGACGCCCAACUCCAGCGCGGCGCCGCUGCUGCGAGCCGGCAGUCCUCGCCGCGCGCCCCCGCCUCCUCCGCCCGACACCCUGCGUCUCUUCUCAUUCCUGCAAGUGCUCACCGCGACCUUCGGCGCCUUCGCCCACGGCGGAAACGACGUUAGUAACGCGAUCGGUCCGCUGGUGGCGCUGUGGCUGUUGUACUCGGAGGGCGGGGCGCAUGCACGCGCUGAAACGCCCCUCGCCAUUCUCGUGUUUGGGGGCGUUGGGAUCGCGGUCGGCCUGUGGCUGUGGGGCCGCCGCGUCAUACAGACCGUGGGCGAGGAUCUAACUAGCAUCACUGCCGAUACGGGGUUCACAAUCGAGCUUGGCGCGGCGUUGACGGUGUUGGUGGCGAGCAAGGCGGGCCUGCCCGUCUCCACUACGCACUGUAAGGUCGGCUCCGUCGUUUGUGUCGGAUACUUCUCCGAGAAAGCGGUCGAUUGGAGUCUCUUUAGGAAUAUAAUAUUCGCGUGGUUGGUGACAGUGCCGGCCGUGGCGGCGAUGGCGUCGCUUGCUAUGCUUGCGUUGGAAAAGUUCGUCGUGUAAACACGUGCAUGCGUCAAUUCGUAUCUAAAUAUAAGUCGCGGUACACUGUAGGGCAAGAUGUCAACUAGAAGAUGAAUGUUACAAGCAGGACCUACUUAUUACAUCCCAAGUGAUUAUAUUUCAGUAGACUGUUGUGUUUCUAAUUUAUUUAAUAUCUUAAUACUAUUAUGUUAAUAGGAAUAAACCGAAUACAUUUCUUGGAUUUACAUUGAUCUCUUAUAUUAGAAUUGUGAUUUAGAAACUGUACUUUUAGCCCUUCCGUACACAUCUUCAAAAUGAAUGUUGCAUUCUUGCGUUGCGAGUAUUGUAGAAUGGUUGACGUGAAUCUUCUUCUAUUCGCUCAUAACCACUACAUAUCGACUGUAUGUUCCGCCAUCUUGAAAAUCGCAGUGACUUUUCUUACGACUCACGACUAACAGGUUGCGAGCGUCUGUCCUUGGCGAUGACAGAUAGAUAUGUCGGGGAGGCGAGCUGUGUACGAAUUUCUCCAUUGUAUUACUCGCUCAGCGACUAUAAUUUCCGGCAUUAGGAUUUUACGUUGCCUUGUGUACGAAGGGCCUUAUAAUAUCUGUAACUAUACUUACAAUAUUAAUACAGUCAACUUUAUUUAUUCCUUGAUUAAGAAAACAUUCCAUUGAAAGAAAUGCCCUGAACUUUACAAGAUUUCGCCGGACGAAAGUUAAUUUAGGAGAGAUGUGUAAUUUGCUUUUUGUUUGGAAAGUGUUUUACUGCAUCUGUGUUAAUGAUGUAUGAUUGUACAUUAGAGUUAGAGGCGUCGUGUUAGACAUCAUUUAAGUUGUAAAAAAUUAAUUUAAUAAUAUCUGUACUUAAUGUAGUAUCUAUAAAUAUAUGUCAUAGAAAGGCACAGUAUUUUAACUCCUCCUCACAUUAUAUUAUGUUAUUUAUUUUACAGAUUGUACUAUUUAAUGUUCAGAAAGUAAUUUUAAGGUAACUCUAAGAUUCUUGAUUACAGCAAAUAAAUACGCCUCUACUCUUUGUUAUGUAAUUGUUGAA
Molecule: messenger RNA, 3933 nt
Organism: Papilio xuthus (Asian swallowtail)
Lineage: Eukaryota; Metazoa; Arthropoda; Insecta; Lepidoptera; Papilionidae
Gene: NaPi-III
Product: Na[+]-dependent inorganic phosphate cotransporter type III
Exons: 11
Coding region: 1012-2919 (635 amino acids)
Biological process (GO): phosphate ion transmembrane transport
Cellular component (GO): membrane
Molecular function (GO): phosphate transmembrane transporter activity
Source: RefSeq, a predicted model, not a curated record